Molecule: messenger RNA, 2887 nt
Organism: Zonotrichia albicollis (white-throated sparrow)
Lineage: Eukaryota; Metazoa; Chordata; Aves; Passeriformes; Passerellidae
Source: RefSeq, a predicted model, not a curated record
ACUGCAAGGAGGGGGACACUCAGCAUGGGCACUCAGAAUUGCCUCUGGCAUUUCAUCCUCCUCUCCGUUCUCCUCUGUACCCUGAUGGCAUUAGAGGGAAAGGACACAACGACUGCCACCUCUGAGAGCCACCCGAGUGUCUUGAGGAGCACAAACAGCAGCAGCAGAGCUGGCCCAGCUGCAAACAGUUCAGAUGGUUCCAUGGCAGAGCCUGACACCCCAAGAACCCAAACCUCCCUCCUGGGCACAACCUUGCUGUCCCCCUCCACCAUGAGGAUGGUGGGUGCAGAGAGCUCAGCAUUGCUAACAACAGGAACUGGCACCACCAUUGCUGCUUCCUCCCCACCUCUCAGCUCAGCCACAAGGAGCCACUCCUCAUCUUCCUCCUCUCCUGGGAGCUCCUCAGCUGUGCCUCCCAGCCCACAGCAGAGCAGCACCAGCAGCACCACUAGGAUGCUCUCAGCCACCACAUCCCACCCAUCCACAGCCCUGGUGUCCUCUCCAUCCUCCACUGCUGGGCCAGAGACACAGGGCCCAAGCACCUCCAGGCCUGUGGCUUCCACUUCUCCUGCCUCAGAAACCAUCGAGGCCAGGCCUUCAGCCACUACGGGCAGCAGCACAGGGACACCAACACCUCAGUUCACCACCAGAGAGCCCCCGGUGCAGGGGACGGCCACUUCACCUCCCUCAUCCUCCAAAGCCACAGCCUCUGCCGGCAGCAGUGCCACGACUCCUCCUGGAGAAGAGAAAGGUUCCACCAUGAACCAGGGGAACAGAACAACAACUGAGACCUCCCAUUCCCACCUAUCCACAGCCUUGGUGUCCUCUCCAUCCUCCACUGCUGGGACAGAGACACAGGGCCCAAGCAGCCCCAGGCCUGUGGCUUCCACCUCUCCUGCCUCAGGCACCAUCGAGGCCAGGCCUUCAGCCACUGUGGGCAGCAGCACAGGGACACCAACAUCUCAGCUCACCUCUUCAGCCCUGCCCCAGGGACAGCCAACUGAGCAAGUGACGGCCACUUCACCUCCCUCAUCCUCCACAGCCUCUGCAGGCAGCAGUGCCAUGACUCUUCCUGGAGAAAGGGAGGGUUCCACGAUGAACCAAGGGGACAGAACAACAACUGAGACCUCCCAUUCCCUCCCUUACACAUCCCCGGUGUCCAUGAUGAUGACGGUAGAUGGAGAAGGGAGGACAGACACUGCACCCACAACAAUGUCAGAAAGAGGCUCACUGGGGACAUCUCCUGGGAGUGGUGCACUGUUCCCAGCAUCCCCAACAACAGGAACUGGCGCCACCACUGCCCCAGAGACUGGCACUGCUUCUUCCCAGUCCUUCAGCUCAGCAGUGAUGAGCCACUCCUCCUCCUCCUCUCCUGAGGGAGCUGUGCCUCCCAGCCCACAGCAGAGCAGCACCAGCAGCACCACUGGGACGCCCUUGGCCACCACAUCCCACCCAUCCACAGCGCUGGUGUCCUCUCCAUCCUCCACUGCUGGCACUACAGGCAAUGAGUCAGAGCCCAUUGUGAACAGCUCAGCUGCCACCACAGCCAGCACCAACCCAGUGCCUUCCACCUCUGGCACAUCUUCCAUGAGCUCCUCAGCUGUGCCUCCCAGCCCACAGCAAAGCAGCACCACUGGGAUGCUCUCAGCACGACUCCUCCUGGAGAAGGGGAAAGUUCCACCAUGAACCAGGAGGACAGAACAACUGAGCCCACUGCCAACACCUCCCCUUCCCUCCCUGCCACAUCCCUGACAACCCCAUCCCCGACAAACCUCAAUACAGCAACAUCUGUCAAUCCUUCUAUUACUACAACUUGUUUGACAGAGUCCAUCAGAGUACAGAAUGUGACUGCAGAAGAAAUUCACCUCAGCUGGAGCAGCAGCAGCAGCACAGGCGGCCUCUACAGCAUCUCUGUCAAGGAUGGAAAUGAGAUAAAUACAAGAACUACAAAUGAGACAGAAACUGUGAUUGAAAACCUGCUUCCUGGCCAUGUGUACACCAUUUCUGUGGCACUGUCAUCUUGUGCUGGGAGCAAUCCUGCUUCAGUCACUGUCCGAACAGAUUAUGGUUCCUGUUUCAAAGGGACUGAGUUUUGUUUAGCACAAAGUACUGGCUGUUCUGACUUGAAAGGCGUGGCGUGCUCCAAUAACCAAGCAUUUUCCUGCAAAGUUCGGUUGGAAAAUGAGAAAUUUAAUAAUACACUUUAUAACUCUGAUAGUGAAGGCUACAUAAAUAUGUCUAAAAGACUCAAAACAGAGGUUCUUGAAGCAAUGAACGCUGAACUGGGGAAUAACCACUCUGAUAUUUUCAUUCUGGGGUUCAGAUCUGGCAGUGUUAUUGCUGAUUUUCUCUUUCUGCUGCCAAAAGAAGAAGCCAUGGAUGUGGGUGACAUUCAGACCCGCCUGAGUAAUGUAUUAACGAGCAAGUUUGGGAGCCAAAGUGAAGUGGAAACUGUGUCUGUUCAGACACCAGAUGACAACAUCUCCUCCUGGAGAGCAGCAGUGAUUGUCCUUGGAGUUCUGCUGGGAGUUGCAUUAGUGGUGAUUCUGCUGGCAAUUCUGUUUUACAUCCAUGGGAGGAGAAGAUCAGGUAUGGAUUUUUCUUCAUUGUACACAUGGUAGAGUGAGGAACAGAGAAACUUCUCUUCAGCCUAUCCCAUAUAGGUACUGCAAUGACUUUAACACUGGCAAUCUAGAGAGACAAGACCCAAACUACUCAAUAUUAUAUUUAGGUGGCACUGAAAACAGGGUGACUGAGCCUGGUAGCUGUGGCAGGUCACCUGAAUGCUCAGCUGAGCCCAGAGUCAUCCUGUUGAGUUUUGUGCACUUGCCCAAGGGUGAUUCACCUCCCCUGAGACUCCUAUCACUGUAUAAAAUUACAUAUAUAU